ACAUUCCAUGGUAAUACGUCAUCAACCUGCGCCCGUUGUUGAAGAUGGCGUCGGUCGAUUUAAGAGAUAACCUGCUAGGCAUUUCGUGGGUAGACAGUGGCUGGGUGCCCAUCCUGAACCCCAGCAAUGUAGUGGAGUAUUUUUCUGAGAGGAGCAACCCUUUCUAUGAUCGCACCUGCAAUAACGAGGUGGUGAAGAUGCAGAGAUCAACACUGGAUCAUCUCAAUCAGAUGGUGGGUGUAGAAUAUAUUUUGCUUCAUGCUCAGGAGCCAAUUCUGUACAUCAUAAGAAAGCAACAAAGACAGUCGCCAACACAAGUGAUCCCCCUUGCUGACUACUACAUCAUAGCUGGAGUGGUGUAUCAGGCACCUGACCUCGGAUCAGUCAUCAAUUCAAGAGCACUCUCGGCAGUUCAUGGGAUCCAAUCAGCGUUUGAUGAGGCAAUGUCCUUCUGCAGGUAUCACCCAUCCAAAGGCUACUCGUGGCAUUUUAAAGACCAGGAGGAGAAAGAGAGGGUAAAGCCUAAAACAAAGCGGAAAGAAGAGCCCAGUUCAUUGUUCCAGAGGCAAAGAGUUGACACGCUGCUAUUGGACUUACGCAAUAAAUUUCCCCCGACUUAUUAUCAGCCAAAACCAGGAGAGAAGCCUGUCCCAGUGGAGGUGAAGAAAGAGCCAGAGGUGCCACAGGAGACCGUAAAGCCACAAGAAGAGAGAGAGACAAAACCUCCAGCCCCACCUGGACCUGCCAGGCCAGCCCCACCUACACCCAACAAACCACCACCUGAGAAACGUGCUCGUCUACAGUGAAUUAAACUCACACUUGAUACUUCAUUAAGUUACCUGCAACACUGAUUCAGUGUUUGAAGUACUGCAUCAAACAACAUCUCAGGACUGUGUUUUGGUUACUGUAUAUCAAUUUGUACGUUUUUGUAAUAAGGAAAAAUAAUUUUCUGUAUUAUAGUGACUGCAUUUCACUGUUACUGAGCUCAAUCUGAUAGAAGCUGACAUUUCAUUUGGAAAUGAAAAUGAAAAGUGAUCUGUCUUUCUAUGUCUUAUUUGUUUUCAUGUAUAUGCUGUACAGCCCGUUUACUGAUCAUUAAAGCCCAAUAUUUGCA
Molecule: messenger RNA, 1114 nt
Organism: Triplophysa dalaica
Lineage: Eukaryota; Metazoa; Chordata; Actinopteri; Cypriniformes; Nemacheilidae
Gene: med6
Product: mediator complex subunit 6
Exons: 8
Coding region: 45-806 (253 amino acids)
Biological process (GO): regulation of transcription by RNA polymerase II
Cellular component (GO): mediator complex; core mediator complex
Molecular function (GO): transcription coactivator activity
Source: RefSeq, a predicted model, not a curated record